Molecule: messenger RNA, 2331 nt
Organism: Cryphonectria parasitica EP155
Lineage: Eukaryota; Fungi; Ascomycota; Sordariomycetes; Diaporthales; Cryphonectriaceae
Exons: 1
Coding region: 1-2331 (776 amino acids)
Source: RefSeq, a predicted model, not a curated record
AUGGUCGAGGGUGAACCCGUCGCCGAGAUGGAGGAUAGCGACAGUGAUAGUGUCUACAUGGGACAAGAUUCAGUAGGAACACUAGCUUCGCCGCCCCUCGACUAUGUGGACUACGAGACAAAACCGUUGCCUGCCUUGCCGCUGCACAGGAGAUCGUUUGCCUCCUCCUUCAGCGCGGAAAUGGACCACGCUUCUAUGUCGAUGACCACCAGCGGCCGCGUCGUGGAUGACAACAGGCCGUUUCUCUUCGACUGGGAAAAGGAAGAGGACGGCAGUUCAGUCAAGUUAUACCAAGGUCUCACGUACCCCUUCAGCAUCAGGCCACUAAGGAUCAAACAGACGAGGCACGCGACUGAAGCUUUAGCAGCCUUCGAGGGGAUGUCACGAGGCCCGGAACCAGGACCCUCUGUCCCGGACCAGGUGGUGGCAGCAGAAGCAGAAGCAGAAGCAGCAGCAGAAGCAAGCUCGGCUGCACUGCAACGCAACACAGCAGAACCAACUGCUUUGAUUGUUUCGAUGCGAGGCCCGAGGCCCGGGCAAGGGCAGGAAGCAGGUGGGCAACACACCUUCGUGGAACCUGCCGCUGCCAAUAAAAUCGUCAUCCCGACCGCGCCGUCGGACGAGAUCCUCUCUCCUCAGCCCAGGUCGAGUGCGCAGAGGAUUCUCCAGAUGGCUGUCAAUAUGAGCCCGGCGGGGAUGAGGACGAGCUUUCCUCCAGGUACGCCGUCAUUGCAUAAUUCGUCAACCAAGAUCCGGCAGAUCACCGGCCUUGAUGUCGGUGCAAGGAGGUCGAGCCAGUGCCAGGCGUAUACAUUCGGAGAGGAGGAGAACGACAUCGCAGCUUACCGACACGAUGUGGCAGAACCUAACACAUGUUACCAUGAGUAUGCAGAGAGCAUGUCAUCCGACCCGUCAGUGUGUGGCUACUUCCAGCAAUCCUAUGAUAUGGAUAGUAGCAACGACAACGAGAUCAGGACACCACUGACAACACCAAGGUUCGCCCCAACGACAAGGUCGUUCCCAGCCUUCCACCAGCCAUGGACAGACGGCGACGAGCAACUCCCUCCACCACCUCUCCCAACGAACGCCCUCCGCCUGAGCAGAUAUGAAGCCGACGCUGCGUAUGCCUCACCAGCCCCCCAACAGGAGAAGAGGGCGACGACGCCUGCUCCAACAGAAACAGGACCGCAGCGCCAGUCCUGGUACCAGCAUCAUCAACGUCGUCACAGCAGCGAUGCAGACUCGAUGAGCCUGUCGUCCUCAAGCGACGUGAGCGAGACCGAGAUGGAGUUUGAGCCCACGGCUGCUGAACUCUACCACGAAACGGCGGUAUCCAUUGCUAGGAGCAGCCCGACCGUGACCGGAAGAGGACGCCUACGAUCGUCCUCAUCGCCAUUAUCACCACCAUCACUACGAUCGCCGCCACCACCACCACCACCACCAGGACCACUGUCCCAGAGCCUUCACCACCGUUGCCUAGGGAGGAACAGCAGUAGUAGCAGCGGCAGCAGCAACAACAACAACCACAACAAUCGCCAGCCUGCCCCCGAGAGGAACUCCUGGGCACGAAGCCCUCGCGGCCCCAGCACGCCCAACCCAGGUCGCCCACCUUCCCUUGACCCCUUCCGCAGGAGAGACGGGAGCGCCGGCAGCGGCCUCUCAGAGCGUCGAGGCCGCCGUCCUACCCCUCUCAGCGCUACCGUGGUCCCCCACCCUUACUCGUCCUCGUCCUCCUCGACCUGGAAGACCCCACAGCGCACACCGUACCCAACCGUGCUCCAUAGCAGCAUCACCAGCAGCAGCAGCAACAACAGCAACAGCAGCCACAUCCGCACGACGACAUCAACAGAGGAGGCAGGCUUAGACGGCGGCCCGGGGGCCGGGGCGGCGCGGUUUUCGCUGCUGGCGCGCAUCUUCACGGGCGGGAGCAGCGGCGUCACGACCGGCGGCAGCAACAGCGCCAGGACGAGCUUCAGUGCCAGCGCUGCAGGCAGCCGGCGCGGCUCGGCGGCGUCAUGGGGUCCUGCGGUGGUGGCGGGGGUGGCGGCGGCGGCGGCGGAGGUGGACGCGGAGGCACCCGGUUCGGCGUGGAGUCCGGAGACGCCUACGCCGGAAAAGAGUGUGUUUCCUGGAGUGCUGGGAGGAGGAGGAGGAGGAGGAGGAGGAGGAGGAGGAGGCGGCGGCCUGAUUGCGCGGACGCUGCAUCAUGCCAAGUCUGCGGCGGGUUUGCGGAACAGGGCCGAGAGGGCCGAGAGGGCCGAGAGGGCCGAGAGGAAGAGGGAAAGUUUGAGGGGGAAAAUUCGAGUGGUGAGGCCAUCGGAGGGGAAGUGA